AUGUCAGCUCAGCCCAGUAUAGCAGAAUGCGACCGCAUCAUGACCUCCCCAGGAUCUAUUUUGGAGAUGGAAGAACAAGUGAUACAUGGGAGGAAAGUGAGGGUAUGGAAACAUCUUCCACCGACAUUCCGUCAAUUCCUCUUACACACUUUACACACCUAUUCAUCCCGACAAUUCCUCUCAUCGCCAUUACCGAUACCCAAGUCGACCAGUCAAGCUUCCCUAUCUACUGAGCUGAACCAACUUGAUCCAAGGGAAAAUGUAACAUUCGGUCAAGUACUGGAAAAGAGCUUGAGACUUGCUUCAUGGAUGAGAAAAAGAGGGUUAGGAGUAGGUAGUAGAAUUAUGAUUGGCGGAAGGAAUUGCACAGGUUUCAUCGUCGCUUUUGUGGCCACUCAUUUGAUAGGCGGUGUAGCCAUCUUUCUGAAUGCUUGGUUAUCUCGAGAGCAACUAAUUUGGUCAAUUCGAACGACUGAACCAUCUCUUGUUCUUCUAGAUGAAGAAAGAGCAGAGAUUUUAGGCCCUUAUCAUCAUGUAAAAGAAACUGGAUUACCUGAUAUGUACUGCUGGUCCGAAUCAUCACACCUCCCUACACUUCUCGAGAUCUUCGAUACUCCAACGGACGUUAAUGCGAUCCUGAGAGGAGAAGGGUUGGAAGCUCUGGGUCCAGAAAGUGAUGCUGUGGUCUUUUUCUCUUCGGGGACGAGCGGAUUCCCAAAAGCCGUCCUGAGUACACAGCGGAUGGCUUUGACUAAUCUCUGGUCAGGUCUAGUCGCACCAACACGAGCAGCACUAAGAGCAGGUAUCCCUCCACCUCCACUACCUAAACCUACUGAUCCACAAAGGACGCUCUUACUGGCUAUUCCACUAUUCCACGUAACAGGAUGCCUGUCGUGGCUGAUGAGGGCUUUCUUCGCUGGAUCGAAGAUGGUCUUGAUGAGAAGGUGGAAUACGGCAGAAGCUGUCAACUUAAUCGUUGACGAGAAUGUAAGGAUUAUCGGAGGAGUUCCGGCAGUCAUAUCGUCGAUUAUACAGUCACCUUUACUUCCCACUUCGCAGACUUUCGACACAGUAUUUUACGGAGGGGCACCACCAAGUUCACAUAUGCCCAAGGAAGUAAAGACCAAAUGGCCCAAAGCAGGCUUGGUACAAGGGUAUGGAUUGACUGAGACCAACGCUUAUGUCUGUUCAGUCGCCGGAGCAGAUUAUCUAGAUCGUCCUGACAGCACUGGACCUCCUGUACCUAUUUGCGAUUUACGGAUCACUGAUCCCGAUACUAAGAGACCAUUACCUACGGGAGAAGUAGGAUUGAUACUCGUUAACGGACCUCAGGUAAUGAAAUGUUAUCUAGGCGACGAGGUGGCUACCACAAAAGCGGUCGACAAACAAGGAUGGUUAGAUACGGGAGAUGUAGGCUAUGUAGAUCAAGAUGGGUUCCUUUAUAUCAAAGAUCGAAUAAAAGACAUAAUCAUCCGAGGAGGGGAAAACAUCCCAUCGUCAGAUAUCGAAAAUGCAUUGUACGCCUUACCAUAUAUAUCAGAAGUGGCAGCUGUGCCACUCCCACAUCCAAUCUUAGGUGAAGUAGUCGGAGCUAUCGUAUCUCUAAGACCUGGAACCAAGAAGACCAUCAAUGAAAAGAGUAUAUUGGAUGAAGUGAAAUCUAGAAAAUCAUUACCAAGGUUCGCGAUCCCGGAGAUGGUCAUGAUUCACCUAGGGGAAUUACCUAAGAACGUUAAUGGUAAAAUACUGAAAAAGGAUUUGAAAUUAUUAAUGGCAAAACAAUGGAAGAAAAGACAAGAAGGUGUUCUUGAUAGUACAGCUAUCAAAGCGAAACUGUGA
Messenger RNA from Kwoniella shivajii, 1839 nucleotides. RefSeq lists its product as uncharacterized. Gene Ontology annotation, molecular function: CoA-ligase activity. Gene Ontology annotation, biological process: secondary metabolic process. The transcript has 16 exons. The record is from RefSeq and is a predicted model, not a curated record. Lineage: Eukaryota; Fungi; Basidiomycota; Tremellomycetes; Tremellales; Cryptococcaceae. The coding region runs from base 1 to 1839 and encodes 612 amino acids.